CCUUUCCAGCAAUCAAUGGAGGACUCAUCAUCAUCAUCAUCAUCACAAUCAUCACCAUCUUAUUCUUAUUCUUCUUCUUCUUCUUCAAUAACAUCCCAUCAAAUAGGCGUACAAAAGCGAAAAGCUGAACGCAAAAAGUUUAGAGAGACUCGCCACCCUGUGUACAAGGGCGUCCGGCGAAAAAAUGGGAAAUGGGUGAGUGAACUGAGAGAACUACAGACUAAGUCUCGGAUAUGGCUUGGAACGUUUCCAAACCCUGAAAUGGCAGCGAGAGCUUAUGAUGUAGCUGUUAAAGCACUUCGGGGAAAUACGGCGUCAUUAAACUUUCCUGAAACAGCGCAUUUGUUGCCUCAAGUUGGGUCAACCUCUAUAAAGGAUAUUCAAUGCGCCGCAUUGGAAGCUGCAGGUGUUCAUGGUGGUGGUGGCGAUGUUCAAUGUGCUUCUUCUUCAUCUUCGUUGAAAGCUAGUGUUGAAGAAGGUUAUAAUAAUAAUAAUAAUAAUAAUGAUAAUAAAAUGUUUCUGGAUGAAGAAGAGUUGUUUAAUAUGCCGGCAUUACUUGAUAGUAUGGCAGAAGGGUUGAUUCUAACACCACCAGCCAUGAAAAGGGGGUUUAGCUGGAAUGAUACGAAAGAAGAGGAUACUGUUGAUUUGACUCUUUGGAGUGAUUAAUUAAUAGUUAGACUCCAUAAUAAACUAGAAAAACAUAAUUACUUCAUUUUCUUUUUCUUUAGUGCUUUUUUUAGAGAAGAUAUUUCAUUUUCUACCUAUUAAAUACUUAAAGUAAAAAACCGAAAUCCAACUAUAUAUAGAAUCAAAUAAAGUCGAACCAAUUCAGUUCAGUCAAUUUGAUUCGAUUUUUGAACAAAUUUAGUUUAUUUUAUAUAAUUGGACAAAAAAAUUAAUGUUACUUAAGGUCAGAAAUUAAAGUGAGCCAAUCAAUCUGAAUAACUAGAUUAGAUCGUUUCAUUUUAUUUUUUAAUUUUAACUGAUGCAUGUUGAUUUCUAAUUGUAAUUUUUUCCUUAA
Jatropha curcas is the source of this 1024-nucleotide messenger RNA. RefSeq names its product dehydration-responsive element-binding protein 1B. NCBI's taxonomy places the organism in Eukaryota, Viridiplantae, Streptophyta, Magnoliopsida, Malpighiales, Euphorbiaceae. The record is from RefSeq and is a predicted model, not a curated record. Gene Ontology annotation, biological process: regulation of DNA-templated transcription. Gene Ontology annotation, molecular function: DNA-binding transcription factor activity; DNA binding.